Messenger RNA from Ananas comosus (pineapple), 2228 nucleotides. RefSeq lists its product as uncharacterized. The transcript is spliced from 9 exons. The coding region runs from base 1 to 2067 and encodes 688 amino acids. Lineage: Eukaryota; Viridiplantae; Streptophyta; Magnoliopsida; Poales; Bromeliaceae. The record is from RefSeq and is a predicted model, not a curated record.
AUGGCGAUGAUGAGCAAGACGAGGGAUUUGCUGGAGGGGUUGGUGAGGGAGGGGUCGUUCAAGUGGGUUUUGAGCCGCAGGACCUCGUUCGACGAGGAGUUUGAGGAGAUGGGGCGGUCGCCGUCGGGGCGGAGGAAGUGGAUCUCCGAGCUCUCCCCCAUGGCCAACGUCAUCGUCGGCAGAUGCUCCCGAAUUCUUGAUGUUUCAAUGGAUGAACUCCAGAAUAAUUUUGACAAAGAAGCAUCUGAUUCCAUAAAGCAUCCCUCUAAUUAUGCAAGAAACUUCUUGGAGUACUGUUGCUUUAGAGCACUUGCUCUUUCUUCUCAAGUCACUGGGCACCUAGGGGACAAAAGUUUCCGUCGUCUGACAUUUGACAUGAUGUUAGCCUGGGAAGUUCCUUCUUCUAGUCAGCCUAUACUUAAGGUAGACAUGGAGAGUACUGUUGGUGUAGAGGCUUUUUCUCGAAUAGCUCCAGCGAUUCCCACCAUUGCAGAUGUAAUUACCUGUUUCAACCUUUUUGAUGUACUUUCAACAUCAUCUGGAGGGCGUCUUUCAUUUGCUGUGUAUGAGAAGUACCUUGUGGAGUUAGAAAGAGUUAUAAAGAAAAUGAAGACUCAGUCUCAAUCUUCUCUUCUUUCAAGUCUUCGGUCAGGCAGGGGAGAAAAGAUCCUUGAGGUCGAUGGAACAUUAACAACCCAACCGGUACUUGAACAUGUUGGAAUCUCAGCAUGGCCUGGGAGAUUGACGCUAACUGAUCAUGCUCUUUACUUCGAAGCUCUACGAGUAAUGACCUAUGAUAAGGCAAAAGUAUAUGAGCUUGCAGAUGAUUUAAAACAGGUUAUCAAGCCUGAGUUGACUGGUCCAUGGGGUUCACGGCUAUUUGACAAGGCUGUUAUGUACAAAUCCAUAUCAUUAUCAGAACCGGUGUUCAUGGAGUUUCCAGAGCUUACAGGCCAUUCCCGCCGUGACUACUGGCUGGCCAUUAUGCUGGAAGUUCUUUAUGCUCAUAGAUUUAUUAGAAAGUUUCACAUAACUGGCGUCGAAAAGGAGGAAACACUCUUGAAGGCCGUUCUUGGCAUUCUGCGGUUACAAGCCAUUCGAGAGGUAGUGCCAUCAAUGCCUAGCCGAUUUGAUGAUCUCUUGAUGUUCAAUCUUUGUGAUAAGCUUCCCGGAGGUGAUGUUAUACUUGAAACACUUGCUGAGACUAUAUCGUCUAGGAGUUUAGAUCGUGAAAAUCGAUCCAGUGUAGGGACUGGAAUGCAUUCGAUGUCAGCUUUGGCUGUUUUGUCCAACUUGGGAUUAACAUCACAAAUUGCUAGCGAUGAAAAGCUUCUUGUUGGUGAAAUAGUUGUAGGGGAGAUGAGUCCGUUAGAAAAGGCUGUCAGUGAUUCCAGGAAUAAUUAUAAGAGGGUUGAGCUGGCUCAAGCGACAAUUGAGGGAGUUAAGGUUGAUGGGCUUGAUACAAAUUUGGCGGUGAUGAAGGAGCUGCUUUACCCUGUCACUGAGCUUGGAAAGAUGCUUAUGUCUUUGGCAAUGUGGGAUGAGCCUCUCAAGUCUCUGGUGUUCUGCUGUGCAUUUUCUUACAUUGUAAUCAGGGGAUGGUUAGGGUAUGCACUUGUAAUGGUGCUUCUCUUUAUGGCAAUAUUCAUGUUACUGACUAGAUUUAGUAAUCAAGGAAGGCCAAUUAAUGAACUCAAGGUUGUGGCUCCUCCCCCUAUGAACACAAUGGAGCAGCUCUUGGCUGUUCAAAAUGCCAUUUCUCAAGUCGAGGAGAUUGUUCAGGACGGGAAUAUCAUUCUCUUGAAGCUAAGAGCUUUGCUUCUGGCCGUCCCUUCUCAGGCAACAGACAGAGCUAUACUCGCGCUGGUUUUUAUGGCCUUAGGUAUCGCGCUUCUACCGACUAGGCUAAUACUCCUGCUGAUGUUCCUGGAGUUAUUCACGAGGAACUCGCCGCCGAGGAGGCCGAGCACGGAGAGGUGGACGAGGAGGAUGAGAGAGUGGUGGUUCAGCAUACCAGCUGCCCCUGUGGUGCUUGAGAGUGAGAAAGAAGAUAAGAAGAAGAGGUGAAAGUUCUUUUCUUGUAUAGUGCUCCAUAUAUCUGUAUCUGUAUCUAUCUUGUUCAUCCUAUAUCCCUUCAUAAACUGUUCUCUGCUAAUACUAUACAUCCAUUGCGGUAUGUGUAAGAAGUGAAAGUUCUUUGGCAAAUGUUAGGGCUUAUAUUUCUUGAA